Molecule: messenger RNA, 1902 nt
Organism: Thecamonas trahens ATCC 50062
Lineage: Eukaryota; Apusomonadida; Apusomonadidae
Product: phosphoglycerate kinase
Exons: 2
Coding region: 1-1902 (633 amino acids)
Biological process (GO): glycolytic process; gluconeogenesis
Cellular component (GO): cytosol
Molecular function (GO): ADP binding; phosphoglycerate kinase activity; ATP binding
Source: RefSeq, a predicted model, not a curated record
AUGCUCGCGGCUGUGACCGCGGCUGUGGCACGGCUCACCGACGCCGCGUGCCGGCAGGGCGACGAGGGCGAGAAGGCGACGGCUGGUCCGGCGCCCGGGAACAACAUCGUCUUCCCGCCGCGCUCUGCUCCGCACCGCCCGUGUGUCGCUGUUGCUGUUGUUGCUGUUCCCGGCUCAGAGGAUCCAGAGUCGGGCGCUCCGGUCCUCGCCACCACCCUCACCCUCCCGCUCGGCCUGCGCUCGCCGGCGGCGGCGGCAUUGACGCUGCGGUCGGCAGGUGCGGUCGGUGGCGAGGUCCUGGGCGGCCUCCCGCUCGGCACGCUCUUUGGCCUCCCUUCUCUCGAGCUGGAUCCCAAGAUCGAGGGUGUCGAGGCCACGGCCGAGGCGCCUGAACUCGGCUCGCUGGUGGCUGGUAACGCGGCGCUCGUCCGCCAGCUCGGCCUCCUCGCCGAGCACCCGUUCUACCUGGAGAUUGCCCCGAUGGCGUUUGAUGAGUCUGCGCCCAACUCUGCGGCGUGUUUGGCACUCACGCUGGCCUCGACCGAGGCCGGCGUCGUCCAGGUCGCGUACCGGGUGGCGUCGAUGCUCGCCGAGGCGCUCAUGGCGUCUGCUGAGUUUGGCGACCUGAGUGCGCUGUACACCCCGCCGCGGCCGCCGUCGUUCCUCGACAAGGCGACGCUUGAGGAAGCCGAGGUUGAGGGCAAGCGGGUUGUUGUCCGUGUCGACUUUAACGUCCCACUCGCGGCCGAUGGCACGAUCUCGUCGAACCAGCGGAUUGUGGCGGCGAUGCCGACGGUGCAGACACUGCUUGCACGCGGUGCGCGGUCCGUUGUUCUCAUGUCGCAUCUGGGCCGGCCGGGUGGGGCGGUCAAGCCCGAGCUCUCGCUCGCGGUGGUGGCUGCCGAGGUCGAGCGGCUACUGGAGCGGCCGGUCACGUUUGUGGCGCCUGCGGUGGGGCCCGAGGCCGAAGCUGCCACCGCCGAGCCUGCGCCGGGCUCAGUCUUUCUACUCGAGAACCUGCGGUUCCACGCCGAGGAGGAGGGCAAGGGUGUCGACGGCGAAGGCAACAAAUUCAAGCCUGCGGCCGAAGCUGUCGACACGUUCCGGGCCUCGCUCGCGGCGCACGGCGAGGUGUUUGUCAACGACGCGUUUGGCACAGCACACCGCGCACACUCAUCGAUGGUCGGCAUGCCGCACCCGGUCCGAAUUGCUGGCGCGCUCCUCUCCAAGGAGCUCCGCUACUUUGCCGCCGCCCUGGAGGAGCCUGCGCGGCCGUUUGUGCAGGACAAGAUCCAGCUCAUCGAGAACCUCAUCGACAAGGUCGAUGCGAUGAUCAUUGGCGGCGGCAUGGCCUUUACCUUCCUUGCGGUUGCCCACAAUGUCGCCAUUGGCGCCUCGCUCUUUGACGACGACGGUGCAGCCAUUGUGCCAAAGCUGAUGGCCAAGGCAAAGGCGCGCGGGGUGACCAUCCACCUUCCGACCGACUUUGUGUGCGCCGACGCAUUUGCUGCCGACGCCAAAACGGCGGUUCACGACACGACCUCGGGCGUGCCCGAGGGCUGGAUGGGCCUCGACAUCGGGCCGGCGUCGUCGGAGGCCUUUGCCGCCGUCAUCGCCUCGGCUGCCACGGUGGUUUGGAACGGGCCGAUGGGCGUGUUUGAGAUGGAGCCGUUUGCUGCCGGAACCCAGACGCUCUGCGCUGCCGCCGCCGCCGCCACCGCCGACUCUGGCGCCACUACCAUCAUCGGCGGCGGCGAUACCGCGACGGCGGCGUCAGUCUUUGGCGUCGACGACAAGGUCUCGCACGUCUCGACUGGUGGCGGCGCCUCACUCGAGCUCCUUGAGGGCAAGGUGCUCCCGGGCGUUGCCGCUCUUACCAACAUCGCGGACCUUCUGCAGUGA